This is a messenger RNA of Centropristis striata (black sea bass), 1110 nucleotides long. RefSeq names its product homeobox protein aristaless-like 4. The transcript has 4 exons. Gene Ontology annotation, molecular function: RNA polymerase II transcription regulatory region sequence-specific DNA binding; DNA-binding transcription activator activity, RNA polymerase II-specific. Bases 1 to 1110 code for a protein of 369 amino acids. Lineage: Eukaryota; Metazoa; Chordata; Actinopteri; Perciformes; Serranidae. Gene Ontology annotation, biological process: regulation of transcription by RNA polymerase II. The record is from RefSeq and is a predicted model, not a curated record.
AUGAACGCAGCGUGCGUCUCAUACUGCGAUAUGACAUCGAUGGAUUCAUAUUAUAGCACGUCCACUGCGCAAGGUAGGGAUCACCAGGCGAACCCGUUCAGGACUUUCCCGACCGCUGAAACCAAAUACAGCCCCAGCACGUUCAUAUCGGGUAAAGGGCAGGCUUACGGAGAGAAGUCCCGAAGUCCCUUCCAGCCGGAGUGCCAGUCGUUGGAUGGCGCUGCUGAGGAGGGCACCUUCAACAAAUAUCAGCUCUUCAUGCAGCGACCGACCUGCAAAACUCCGCCCGAAGGCAGCAAGCUGCACCCGGACAGCGGACACAACGGGACGCUCAUUCCCUGCUAUGGAAAAGACAACAGUGGCCUGACAGAAUCCGAGUUGCCCACGAGCGUUGACCCUCCCGGGAUGGAAGGCAGCUAUCUGAACCUAAAGGCGCCGGGUGAGAAGGGGUUGAGUGAGCGGCCGGGCUCCGACCUUUCCAGCCCCCUGGACAAAAGUGAGGCAGAGAGCAACAAAGGCAAGAAGAGACGCAAUCGCACCACAUUCACCAGCUACCAGCUGGAGGAGCUGGAGAAGGUUUUCCAGAAGACACACUAUCCAGAUGUUUAUGCCCGCGAGCAGCUGGCACUGAGGACGGACCUGACUGAGGCUCGUGUACAGGUGUGGUUCCAGAACCGCAGAGCCAAGUGGAGGAAGAGGGAGCGCUACGGCCAGAUGCAACAGGUCCGGACACACUUCUCUACUGCUUACGAGCUGCCUCUACUGACUAGACCUGAGAACUACGCACAGAUCCAGAACCCAUCGUGGAUCGGGAGCAGCAGUGGAGCAUCUCCAGUGCCGGGCUGCGUUGUGCCUUGUGACUCCGUCACCUCCUGCAUGCCGCCUCACCCUCACGGUCCUGGAGGUGGCGCUGACUUCCUGGGCGUGCCCAGUCCAGGGAGCAGCCACAUGGGACAGACACACAUGGGCAGCCUUUUUGGGGGUCCCGGGAUGGGCGGCGGAAUCAAUGGCUAUGAUCUCAACCUUGAUCCAGACCGCAAGUCUUCCAGCAUAGCUGCGCUGCGUAUGAAGGCUAAGGAACACAGUGCGGCCAUUUCUUGGGCUACAUGA